UAAAAAUUUCAUUUUUGCAUAAUCAAAAAUGUGUUGGAACGAAAUGAAUGGCGAAGUACGACUGAGUGACGCUUGACAAUUGUCAUUCCUUCCCUCCUCCAGCCUUACGAAACCCUCUGAGGCACCGAUUUGUCCAUAAAAUAUUCUGCAUAUCUUACCGACAUUGAGAGAAUGAAGGACAGAGCAGGAGGAAGAGGAUCAGCGCCAACGGAGGCUUCAGUGGAGGAGCGUUACACACAGUGGAAAUCACUGGUCCCUGUGCUCUACGACUGGCUCGCCAAUCACAACCUCGUUUGGCCCUCUCUUUCUUGUCGAUGGGGUCCGCAACUAGAACAAGCUACUUACAAGAACCGACAGCGGCUUUACCUUUCUGAACAGACUGAUGGUAGCGUUCCUAAUACACUCGUCAUUGCAAAUUGCGAAGUUGUAAAACCUAGGGUGGCAGCAGCAGAGCACAUAGCACAGUUUAACGAAGAAGCUCGCUCGCCAUUUGUUAAGAAGUGGAAAACCAUCAUACACCCUGGAGAGGUUAAUCGAAUCAGAGAACUACCACAGAAUAGCAAGAUUGUGGCCACUCACACUGACAGUCCGGAUGUUCUCAUUUGGGACGUUGAAAGUCAGCCUAAUCGUCACCCUGUUUUAGGUGCCUCAGCAUCUCGUCCAGAUCUGGUACUGACUGGUCACCAAGAGAAUGCUGAAUUUGCACUUGCCAUGUGCCCAACAGAACCUUUUGUGCUAUCUGGAGGGAAGGACCAGUCAGUAGUUUUGUGGAGCAUCCAUGACCACAUCUCUUCUCUGGCAGCAGAUCAGGGAGCUGCGAAGUCUCCAGGAUCUAAGGGUGGUGCAGUCAAUGGAAAAUCUUCAGACAGUCCCACCAUUCAAGCUCGAGGUAUUUUCCAAGGGCACACGGACACAGUGGAAGAUGUUCAGUUUUGCCCUUCAAGUGCGCAGGAGUUCUGUAGCGUUGGUGAUGAUUCUUGCCUUAUCCUAUGGGACGCUAGAACUGGCUCUGCUCCUGUUGUUAAGGUUGAAAAAGCUCACAGUGCUGAUCUUCACUGUGUUGAUUGGAAUCCAAAUGAUGUGAAUCUGAUUUUGACCGGAUCUGCUGAUAAUACUGUACGCAUGUUUGACCGACGAAAUCUUACUAAUGGUGGAGUUGGAUCCCCAGUCCACAUAUUCGAAGGCCACAGUGCUGCAGUCCUGUGUGUCCAGUGGUCUCCGGACAGGUCAUCUGUAUUUGGGAGUGCUGCAGAGGAUGGUAUUCUGAAUGUCUGGGAUUACGGAAAGAUUGGCAAGCUGGAGGGUGCUGGUACAGGAAGUUCAGAUUCUCCUCCUGGCCUAUUCUUCCGACAUGCUGGGCACAGGGAUAAGGUUGUUGACUUCCACUGGAAUUCAUCAGACCCGUGGACAAUUGUCAGUGUCUCUGAAGAUGGUGAAAAAACGGGCGGGGGAGGUACACUACAGAUAUGGCGAAUGAUGGACUUGCUUUACCGUCCAGAAGAGGAGGUUCUUGCUGAGCUCGAUAAGUUCAAAUCUCACCUACUGACGUGUGCCUCUUGAUUUCAUUCCUGAAAAUGGGGAAACUUAUGGCCUUCUUAUAAUUUAAUAGAUGAUCUUAUGAUUUUCACAAAUGUACGGAUCGUGACAAGUAAUAAAGUGGAUAUUUACGAUCAAUUUUAUUUUACUUUCCUAAUCUAGCGGUAGUUUGAAUUAAUGUGUUGGCCUAUUAACAAAUCAAGAUCUUAUGCUAUAAUUAUAUUAUGUUAACCUAA
Olea europaea var. sylvestris is the source of this 1772-nucleotide messenger RNA. Its product is annotated as WD-40 repeat-containing protein MSI4-like. The record is from RefSeq and is a predicted model, not a curated record. Gene Ontology annotation, biological process: regulation of gene expression. The transcript is spliced from 15 exons. Gene Ontology annotation, cellular component: nucleus. Lineage: Eukaryota; Viridiplantae; Streptophyta; Magnoliopsida; Lamiales; Oleaceae. The coding region runs from base 172 to 1560 and encodes 462 amino acids. Gene Ontology annotation, molecular function: histone binding.